UCACGUGCUGUUGUGCAGGCACUUUCUAUUACAAUUUUGUUUCAUUUCAGGCAGAGCCGUAGCGACGGGGGUGCAAGAGGGGCAGCUGCCCCGGGCGCCGAACGGCAGGCCCUGGCAGGGUGGUUGGACAGUAUAAAGCGGGAAUGAAGAGAAUCUGAAUUCACGAUCUCGGCAGUGCAAAUAAGCGUUUUCUUUUCUUUGUUUACAGGGUUUCUGACGGCAACGGGAGAGGGGGGCUUCAGAUUUGCUCUGCCCUGGGCGCAAACUCGCCUCGCGACUGCUCUGACUUCAGGACUGACGUAGGAUUAUUCAUGCAAGCAAUUGUGUUAUUGGCCAGAAACAUGAACCUAGCACAUUGUCUUCAGGCUAUCGUGAUUAAUUGUGCUAACAGGAGUACUCGGCAUAUUACAAAACCUCUGGACAGAAUGGUACCAAGUUAAUACUGCGCUUUGACCAUACGAACCUUGGGUGUGACAAAACAUUUUUCUCUUCAGGGAUCGGAGAGAUAAGUGCAUUGAUGUAAGUGGGAACUUGGCUGAAAAAUGAAGCACCCGUCGGGAAUCAGGCGCACCAUUACAGCAGUUUCAUCAGCUGCAACACAGAUGAUGCGUUCCUAUCCCCAUAUCUCAAAGAAACGCAGUAGGAUAACACGUAACUGUGGGUGUGCGUGAAGUUCGACUACGAGAGAGCCAAAAGAAAGUACAUUUGCUUGUUUGGGACUGCCGAUUCUGUUCUGUGCAAGUGGAGACUUUUGUGUGUGUGUGUGUGUGUCUUCGAACUUUGAUCUACCGACAGACUGUGAAUCUUCAUAUCGUUUUCUUGAGAGCAAAGAAACUGUUACGAGGUGUCACAGUGUCGGUGUCACUCUGUGGUUAAGAAUGGGUGACCUCAGCGUCGGUACGCAAGAUGUCAAACUAUGCCUGCUUGGGAACUCUGGUGUGGGAAAAUCGAGCAUUGUGCAACGCUUUGUGUACAACACUUUUAAUCCUGCAGCAGAAAGCACCAUUGGGGCAUCAUUUAUGAUGAAGACCUUGAUGCUAGGUGAUGCAGUCUUCAAAUUUAACAUAUGGGAUACAGCUGGACAAGAAAGGUACCGCGCUCUUGCUCCCAUGUACUAUCGUGGUGCAGCUGCAGCAAUUAUUGUGUAUGACAUUACAUCUAUGGAGAGCUUCAACGCAGUAAAGACAUGGGUAAAGGAGCUACAGACACAUGGAGAUUAUAAUGUUGCCCUGGGCAUAGCUGGAAACAAGUGUGACCUGGAACAUCGGAGAGAGGUUCCGAGAUCUGUGGGGUCAUCGUAUGCAGAACAGAUACAUGCUGCUUUUGUAGAAACAAGUGCAAUGAAGUCUACAAAUAUUCAGGAACUAUUUACAGGAAUUGCAUCCCGGGUCAACAGACAAGCUGGUCCUUCCAAGCCACAGCUGAAGAUCCAGCUGAAUGAAAAUGCGAAACCUAAAGCGAAGUGCUGCUAACGUUGUGAAAGCACCCACGUCUACUGUGCUUUAAACUCGGACUGCAUUUACUACAAGCUGAAUAGGCUGUGUGGUUCAUGGCAUGGUCACUGACAGGUUGUGAUGUGCGCACAUGUUCGAACCUGAUGCUGUCCUGCAAUUUUUUUAUUAUUAUUUCUAGUGAUAUCCAACUGACUGCUCUACUUCAGAGUGUAAAAGGUCAAUAUAUUUUAAAUUUUUA
Molecule: messenger RNA, 1692 nt
Organism: Ornithodoros turicata
Lineage: Eukaryota; Metazoa; Arthropoda; Arachnida; Ixodida; Argasidae
Product: ras-related protein Rab-22A-like
Exons: 10
Coding region: 879-1472 (197 amino acids)
Biological process (GO): vesicle-mediated transport
Molecular function (GO): GTPase activity; GTP binding
Source: RefSeq, a predicted model, not a curated record